AUGGACUGUCCAAAAGGGGCUCUACGACAGCUUACAUUAGAACUACAAAGGUACGACAUAACAAGUCGAGUCGCGAACGCCAAAAUAAGUAAAGGGAUGGGAUAUCGGCAUAUAAUCGGGAAAGGCAGUAAACACCAAGAAACAAACGAAAAUGGAGAAAAGCUAAGAGAAUUCGCACAGGAAAACAGCAUGAUAGUAAAAAGCACAGUUUUUGCAAGCAAAAAAAUACAUACUUGGAUAUCUCCAGAUGACAAGAAGAUCAACCAAAUAGAUCAUGUAUUAAUAGACAAAAGAAAUGCACAACUAGUCACCAACAUAAGAAGUUAUAGAGGUGCUGAAUCAAGUACAGACCUCAUUUUAGUAAUAUCACAUAUUGAAGAAGAAAUACCAAAAAAGGAAAAAAUUGACAGGGCACAACGAGACACAGAUUUAAGAAAAUUCAAAGAAGGGGGCAUACAACAAUUGUACGAUCAAAAACUGACAGACAACAUAAAGAAAAACAGAAAGACAGACUCACUAGAAGAAAAAUGGGAAAUGCUACAAAACAAUAUAUGGACUACCACAAAAGACGUAAUAGGAUUCAAGACAAGCCAUACGAACAAAGCGGAAUGGUUUGAUGACGAAUGUAGAACAGCAUUAGAAACUGGAAGAAAAGCAAGAGAGACGUACAUGAGAACAAGAAAAGAAAAACAUCAAAAGCAGUACCAACAAGACAACAUAAAAAAAAACGUACGAAUAUGGAAGCACAGAUGCGACAGAUUGAAGAAACCUUCUGUAAGAGACGACCAAGCAAGUGUAAAACGAUGGGCGGAAUACCUCGAAGAACUAUUAAACGAACAGAGCACAGAUCAAGACAUAAGCGAAUUCAGUAACGAUAGGUUAGAAGAUCAGAAUGAAAUAAGCGAGCCAGACGUACAAGAAAUCCGAGAAAUACUAAAACAAAUGAAGAACAACAAAGCUCCAGGCAACAAUGAAAUAAGACCCGAGAUGUUGAAGUAUGGAGGAGAAGAAUUAGUACAAGAAAUACAUGAAGAAGCGGUACUGUGCCCGAUAUUAAAGAAAGGUGACAACACAAAAUGCGAAAAUUACCGCGCAAUAGCGCUACUAGAUGUAACCUACAAGAUACUAACUACAUGCAUAAACAGAAGGCUCAAACAGCACAUGCAAGGAGCUGUAGGAGAAUACCAGGCAGGAUAUAGAAAGCACAGGUCAACUGUAGAUCAAAUUUUCAUGCUAAAAGAACUGUUUAUAGACUUCAAAAAAGCCUAUGAUACAAUCAAUAGGAAAGAACUAGUGACAGCCAUACAAGAGCUAGAAAUACCAAAUAAAAUGAUUAGAUUACUGGAAUAA
Molecule: messenger RNA, 1350 nt
Organism: Zophobas morio
Lineage: Eukaryota; Metazoa; Arthropoda; Insecta; Coleoptera; Tenebrionidae
Exons: 3
Coding region: 1-1350 (449 amino acids)
Source: RefSeq, a predicted model, not a curated record